AAGCAGCAUUAGAUGCCAAAGUACCGAUUUUGCCUGCUCAAUUGCAGUGCACGUUGGUUGCCACUUUGCUUCCCUCUUUCCUCCAUUAGAGAAACUCACUAAAAUACAAAAAAAAACCCAGAAACAAAAACCUUCUUACCAACUACGAAACAAAACAAAACUCACAUAUACACGCACUCUUUAAUUUCUUUUUAUAUUAUCUUUCUCUCUCUAGAAUUCACUCUCUUCUCAAGAAACGCACGCAAAAUAUUCUUAUUCUAGUCCUUCGGGUUCUUUGAUUCCAAAUUUGUGUACCCAUCAUAUUAUCUUACUUGGCUUGGCUUUUUUAGUAUUUCGUGCUUGUUCUUCAUCUGUCUACAUUCGUGGUCGUUCAACUGCUGUGUAAAUAAGAGAAAGACACAAAAAGGAGCAACCUUUAUCUCUUCUCUUUUAUACUUUGUUGCUCCACAAAAAGGAGCAAUCUUUAUUUUUUAGUGUACUGUGUAUCUUUGUGUGAUUUUUAAACAAGUCUUUACUGGUGGAGGGCGGUUUUUGGCAAAUGGGUUAUUGUUAAAUUUCUUAAUUCUCUGCAAAAUAUGGAUUUUUCUAUCUUUUGAAGAAUCAUAUUAUGGAUCUGGAAACUGGGAUUUAUCAAAACCGUUUAAAGGGAGAUUCGUGGAAGGCUGUAUUAACUUUGGCUUAUCAAAGUCUAGGAGUUGUCUAUGGAGAUUUAAGUACUUCUCCAUUAUAUGUCUAUAAGAGCACCUUCGCUGACGAUAUUGAACACUCAGAGACAAACGAAGAGAUAUUUGGGGUUUUAUCUUUUGUGUUUUGGACUCUCACGUUGGUCCCUUUGUUAAAGUAUGUGUUUAUAGUGUUAAGAGCUGAUGAUAAUGGUGAAGGAGGGACUUUUGCUUUGUAUUCAUUGCUCUGUCGACACGCCCGAGUCAACUCACUGCCCAGUUGCCAGGUGGCAGAUGAGGAAUUAUACGAGUACAAGAAAGAUAAUAUUGCUUCUACACCAAAUUCAACUAUUGGGGCAAGAUUGAAAUCUACUUUGGAGAAACACAGGGUGUUGCAGAGGUUUUUGCUCGUGUUGGCUUUGAUUGGGACCUGUAUGGUGAUUGGUGAUGGUGUCUUAACCCCUGCUAUUUCUGUAUUUUCUGCGGUGUCUGGUCUUGAGUUUUCGAUGUCAAAAGAGCAACACAAAUAUGUAGAAGUUCCAGUUGCAUGCAUUAUACUGAUAGGAUUAUUUGCCCUUCAACAUUAUGGCACCCACAGGGUCGGUUUCUUGUUUGCACCAGUGGUUCUAACAUGGCUCUUGUGCAUCAGUGCUAUUGGAGUAUAUAAUAUUAUACACUGGAAUCCUCAUGUGUAUCAAGCAUUAUCACCAUAUUAUAUGUACAAGUUUUUGAGGAAAACUCAAAGAGGAGGUUGGAUGUCCUUGGGCGGGAUAUUGUUGUGCAUAACAGGCUCAGAAGCUAUGUUUGCUGAUCUGGGACACUUUUCUCAACUGUCAAUCAAGAUUGCUUUCACUUCUUUGGUAUAUCCUUCCUUGGUACUUGCAUAUAUGGGGCAAGCUGCCUAUCUAUCAAAGCAUCAUUUUGAUGGUAAUGAUUAUCGAAUUGGAUUUUAUGUAUCUGUACCAGAUAAAUUAAGAUGGCCAGUUCUUGUCAUAGCUAUACUUGCUGCAGUAGUGGGAAGUCAAGCUAUUAUCACAGGAACUUUCUCAAUCAUCAAACAAUGCUCUGCCUUGGGUUGUUUCCCUAGAGUAAAAAUUGUCCACACAUCAUCCAAAAUCCACGGUCAGAUAUAUAUCCCAGAGAUCAACUGGACAUUGAUGCUAUUAUGCUUGGCUGUCACCAUUGGAUUCAGAGACACCAAACGGUUAGGCAAUGCCUCAGGUUUGGCAGUGAUAACUGUUAUGCUGGUUACCACCUGCCUAAUGUCUCUGGUAAUUGUCUUGUGUUGGCAAAAGAGUGUUUUUCUUGCAAUUUGCUUCGUAUUGUUCUUUGGUAUAAUUGAAGCUCUCUACUUCACUGCUUCCCUCAUAAAGUUCCUAGAAGGGGCCUGGGUCCCGAUUGCCCUCGCAUUAAUCUUCCUGUUUAUUAUGUGUGUCUGGCACUAUGGAACUCUCAAAAAGUACGAAUUUGAUGUCCAAAACAAGGUUUCUAUUAACUGGCUACUAGGCUUAGGUCCCAGCCUCGGUAUUGUACGUGUUCAGGGAAUUGGCCUCAUACACACUGAGCUUGUGUCUGGAAUCCCGGCAAUCUUCUCCCACUUUGUCACCAACCUUCCGGCAUUCCAUCAAGUUCUAGUCUUUCUCUGCAUUAAAUCUGUGCCAGUUCCACAUGUUAGGCCUGAGGAGCGGUUUCUAGUAGGUCGUAUUGGUCCUAGAGAAUACAGGCUCUAUAGGUGCAUUGUACGUUAUGGAUAUCGUGAUUUCCACAAGGAUGAUAUGGAGUUUGAGAAGGAUCUUGUAUGUAGUAUAGCGGAGUACAUACGCUCAGGAAGUACGGAAACCAAUGGCGCAAAUGAUGAUGUAGGAAAGGAGGAUAAUAAAAUGACCGUAGUGGGGACAUGCUCUACGCAUGCAGAUGGAAUCCAAUUAAGUGAGGAGGAUGCUGGUGCUGAUAUUAUGGAGUCAGCAAGCACAUCAGAGUUGAGAGAGAUAAGAUCACCACAGGUGAUCCACCCUAGAAAAAGAGUGAGAUUCGUCAUCCCAGAAAGCCUGAACAUCGAUAGAGAUGCAAGAGAGGAGUUGCGUGAACUCAAUGAAGCUAGAGAAGCUGGGAUUGCUUACAUACUAGGCCAUUCAUAUAUGAGAGCCAAACAAGGAUCUAGUAUGCUAAAGAAGUUUGUAAUUAAUUAUGGAUACGAGUUCCUAAGAAGGAACAGCAGGUCGCCCGUCUAUGUCCUAAGUGUACCACAUGCUUCUACACUAGAGGUAGGAAUGAUAUACCAUGUCUGAUUUUGGUUAUACAAAUAUACUAUCAUGUACAUUUUGUAAUGUUGUGAAAUAGAAUCUCAAUCACCAUAGUUUAAAUGGUGGAUGAUAGAGGUAUCAAUAUAGUUACUGCACUCUUUUCAUGCAA
Jatropha curcas is the source of this 3074-nucleotide messenger RNA. Lineage: Eukaryota; Viridiplantae; Streptophyta; Magnoliopsida; Malpighiales; Euphorbiaceae. The record is from RefSeq and is a predicted model, not a curated record.